AUGACGUGUAAACUUGAAAGAUGUUUCUUACUUAAUAUCGCUUUUUAUUUUGAAACUGUUCAAGACCUUAUUACACUCUCAUUUGUUAGCCACCAGUGUGAUUUAUUUGGGCUUUUUCUUAAAAAUCCUAAUUUUAAUAAUGAAUUAGAGUUAAAAAGGUGUUUAAAGUACAUGAAAAAUUUGCAAACAUUUGAGGCACCUAUGACUGUUUUAUCACGUUUUCAUUACCUUCAUCGGCAUAUUUUGAGAUUUAUUAGUUCAGUUGAAGAAAUAAAUUCAAAUGUCUUUUCUUAUCUUAAACUCAUUAAAUCACAACUUGUUGAAUUAAGCAUAGUUGUAACAGAACCUGUUUCUUUUAAGUUUGAAGGAUUUGUUAAUCUUAAAAAAUUACACAUAAAUGUAGCGUGUUCAUUAGAAGAAAUUAAAUUAGAUUUUAGUGAUAUUUCUUAUGAUUCUCUUAUUAUUUUUGAAACACUUCAAUAUAAUAUUAACCAAAUUCUCUCGAUUAUCCAAACAAUAAAAGGGAAAUUAAUCAUUAAAUUUUCUGAUAUUAUUAAUGAGAUUACUAUUGCAAAAUGUCGUUCUAUUAAAAAGGAUAUUAAGUUUAUUGGAUAUAGAAAUGAUUUAUAUAUUUCAUUAAUUAAAACAACAUGUGUUUUAGAACCUAUUUAUUAUCACCUUACUUUUGCUAUUGACUUUGUAGGAACUGAACAUUUCUCAAAAGUAUUUAAUAAUUAUCUAAUUCCUUUUGUUGCAUUAUACCCAUCUCAAAUUGAACAUGACUCUAUUUUACUUGAUCUUAGAGAUGAAGAAAUUUAUUCAUUACAAAUUCUUCCAGAAGACUUUCCUCUAACACAAUUAUUAUUACCAACAUCUCUACUUUCUCUUUCUAUUGAAUCUCCAAGUGUAGAAAUUCCAUUACUUCCUAAUUUACUUGAACUAACACUUAUCCAUUUUCAACCAAAUGUCCUUCCUCAAUUACCAAUGACUCUUACCUCAUUAAAUGUGAUUGAUUGUCCUCAUUUAUCUGAAUUAGAAAUCCCCCCACAAACCAGAAAUCUUUGUUUACGUUCAUUAACUUCCUUAAAUCAUCUUCACUCACUACCUGACACACUUCAAUUUUGUUUUAUUGAACAUUGCGAGAUAGACAUUCCUUUAUUACUUGACGUCAAAGAACUUCAUUUGUCUGAUUGUCUUUCCAUUCAAGAAUUUCCUGAUUCAAUUACACGACUUUUCCUUUCCAAUAUUAAUUCUCCUCUUCCACCACUAACUCAUUUAUCACUGUUAAAUGAACUCACGUUAUUUUCUAUCCCAUCUUUUGUUGAAUUACCACCAACCUUGAAUAAAAUUAUAAUCAAAGACUCUCCAAAUGUACAUUUAUCUCAUCCUAUUUUAUCAAUUUCUAUUCCAUUUGGUGAUACUAUUCCCAAACUCCCUUUUGUAUAUGAAUUAACAAUAAAUGCUAAUACUCUCAAUGAAAUACCUGAAUCAAUAACUUCUUUACAACUUAAUGGAUGUGUCAUUGAAGAGUAUACAAUACUUCCUGAAUUUAAAAAUCUUUUACAACUUACACUUUCUCGUUGUGUUCUGAAAAAACAAUUUCCACUAAUGACUUGUCUAACUUAUUUAAAUUGCAAUAAAACAGAACCACCACCAAUCAGUGAUUCAAUUAAGAAUUUAUCUCUUGCAUUUCUUUCACUAGAACAACUACAACUUCCAAGCUCUCUAACCUCUCUAAGACUAUUUAGACUAAAUUUGCUUUCCAACAUUAAGUUUAAUUCAUCAAUUGAAAAGCUUGAUGUUCAACAUUGUUCAUCAUUACGUUCACUUAAUCUCCCAACUACAAUCAGUGAAUUAUCUAUUUCAAACUGUGUAAAUUUUGUUCCAUUGAAUACAGAAGAAUUAACAAAUUUACCAUACGGUGAACAGUUAUCCUUAAAAAGUUUUCCAAGAAAUCAAUGUUUUCAGUUACCUUAA
Messenger RNA from Entamoeba dispar SAW760, 1977 nucleotides. RefSeq lists its product as uncharacterized. The coding region runs from base 1 to 1977 and encodes 658 amino acids. The record is from RefSeq and is a predicted model, not a curated record. The transcript has a single exon. NCBI's taxonomy places the organism in Eukaryota, Evosea, Mastigamoebida, Endamoebidae.